Messenger RNA from Myzus persicae (green peach aphid), 1695 nucleotides. Its product is annotated as bleomycin hydrolase. Gene Ontology annotation, molecular function: cysteine-type aminopeptidase activity. Gene Ontology annotation, cellular component: cytoplasm. Lineage: Eukaryota; Metazoa; Arthropoda; Insecta; Hemiptera; Aphididae. The record is from RefSeq and is a predicted model, not a curated record. The transcript is spliced from 9 exons. Bases 234 to 1604 code for a protein of 456 amino acids. Gene Ontology annotation, biological process: proteolysis; L-homocysteine catabolic process; response to toxic substance.
AUAUAUAUACACUGCUUCGUACCGUAGUGCGCACUAUAUACCUAGUACACUACAAUUACACACUUACUUGCUUGCGCUCCACGGUCGUGCACUCUAGUCCGUGACUACUACUAUUGCAGCCAUCGCCGCCAUCGCCGCCGACUCGAGUUCAUCGAUAACGCUUGACCAGGGAAUCCCAGUCGCAAUUUCCGAUACACGAUCUCGAACGGUGCUGCGUCAACUGUUCCGGAAAAAUGGCAAAAACCUUCUCGUCCAUCAUCAAUCCCAACCAUAUAUUAAAAUUCCGUGACGCUUUUUACAAUGAUGCCAAAAAUGUGUUGGCCCAAAAUGCCUGUUCUCGCGUCAGCCCAACAGAAGUUAGCACAUCAAGAAAUAGAGUACAGGAAUGCCAUCAUUAUUACACGCACAAGAUUGAAUCUGAAGGCAAACCAGUAACUAACCAAAGAAGUUCAGGUCGUUGUUGGAUAUUUGCAUGUUUAAAUGUGAUCAGAGUUCCAUUCAUCAAACAAUUCAACUUAGAAGAAUUUGAGUUCAGCCAAGCUUAUAUAUUUUUUUGGGACAAGAUUGAAAGGAGCAAUUAUUUUUUAAACGCAAUUGUUCAAACCGCUAAACGUGGUGAAACUGUUGAUGAUAGAACUACUGCUUGUUUACUCACUAAACCUAUUGAAGAUGGAGGUCAGUGGGAUAUGUUAGUAAACAUCAUAACCAAGUAUGGGUUGAUGCCAAAGAAGAACUUCCCAGAGUCAUUUAGUUGCGAAACAAGCAAUACUGUUAAUGUUAUACUGAACAGCAAGCUCCGAGAAUUUGCCAUAAUUUUGCACAAACUUGUCAGCGAUAAUGCAACAGACAAUGAGAUUAAAACCAAAAUCGAAGAGCAAAUGGAGGUUAUUUAUAGAAUUGUUGGUAUUUGUAUGGGUAUACCACCAGCUACAUUUGAAUGGCAAUACUAUGACAAAUCUAAAGUGUUCAACACUGUUGGACCUAUCACUCCGUUGGAUUUCUAUUUGACACAUGUCCGUCCUGUGUUUGAUGUUGUAGAAAAGGUGUGUUUGAUUUCGGAUCCACGGCCAAACAACCGGUACGGUAAACUGUACACAUUGGACAUGUUAAAUAACAUGGCUGGUGGACGCAAAGUUCUUUAUAACAACCAGCCCAUUGAAGUAUUAAUCAAGGCAGCUCAAGAAUCGAUUGUUAAUAAAGGUGAACCAGUUUGGUAUGGAUGUCAAGUGAGCAAAAGAUUUUCUGAUAAGCUUGGAUUGGAGGAUUUAAAAAUUCAUGAUUACCAGCUAGUAUUUGGAACUGAUGUAUCAAUCCCGAUGACUAAAGCUCAACGUAUGUUAUAUGGUGAAUCUGCCAUGACACACGCGAUGGUACUAACUGGGGUCAAUGUAGAUAAUGGUAAUGCAACCAAGUGGCGUGUUGAAAACUCCUGGGGUGAAGAACGUGGUGACAAGGGUUACUUGAUGAUGACCACAGAUUGGUUUAAAGAAUACGUGUUUGAAGUGGUUGUAGACAAGAGUCUUUUAUCUGAAGAGGUGUUGUCUGUGUUUCAACAAGAACCUCAAGUACUUCCCAUUUGGGAUCCAAUGGGAACAUUAGCCUAAUUAUUACUGAAUUAUUAUUUUGAAUUUUUUUUCCAUACUUAUCUUAUUUUGUAUGAAGAUUAUAUAAUAUACAGUUAUUACAUGAAAUGUA